AAAAGCAUUUUUAGUUUUUUAGAUUUUAAAAUGCUAAGUUCAUUGUCUCGCUUUCCAAUAAAUUCUGAAUACUUAUGUUGCAAAUAUUCAAAGUCAAUUCAAUGCAUGAUAUUUGUAAAAUCACUACAAAAUAUAAAAUAUUGUUCUAAUCAAUUCAACAAAAAUGAAAGUUAUCUCACACCGAAAAGUUAUCAAGUAAUUCAUAGUAAGCGAUUGGUUUCAACUUCUCAGUUAUUAAAGAAUGAGUCAAAAUUUUCGGAAGGUAACCAAGUUAAUGGAAUAGAAUCUUGUAAUAAGAAGGUUAAUUCAAAAUGGCUAACAAUACCUAACAUAUUAACUUCAAUGAGGUUGAUAGUUUCUCCAUAUAUUGGAUACCUUAUUUUAAAUGAGCAGUUUAUGUUGGCUUUUGUACUGGUUUUUAUUGCUGGUUUAACAGAUAGUGCUGAUGGUUGGAUAGCAAGGAAUUUUAGUAGUCAAAAGUCAGUUGUUGGUUCGUAUAUUGAUCCUUUGGCUGACAAGAUUAUGAUUAGCUGUUUGACAUUAAGUUUAACUGCUGUAAAUAUUAUUCCUGCUCCUCUGUGUGGUUUGAUUGUUAGUCGAGACCUAUUAAUUGCAUCUGCUGCGGCACACUUUCACUAUAAACACCUUACUCCUCCUAAAACUUUAAAGAAAUUCUUUGAUUUUGAAAAUUCUUGUGUCAAAAUGGAUCCAACUCAAAUCAGCAAGUACAAUACUUUUCUUCAACUUGGAUUAGUUUCACUUUCAGUUUCUGCUCCUUUGUUUAACUUUGUUGGACAUCCUUUAUUGCAAGUUUACUGGUACUUGGUAGCUGUAUCAACUUUGACAUCUGGAUUGAGUUAUAUUUUCAAAGAUAAAUCACACUACACUGUCAAAUAAUAUUUUUUGUACAUAUUAUAAUACAUCCUGAAAUUUGAUUGA
Molecule: messenger RNA, 939 nt
Organism: Hydra vulgaris (swiftwater hydra)
Lineage: Eukaryota; Metazoa; Cnidaria; Hydrozoa; Anthoathecata; Hydridae
Product: probable cardiolipin synthase (CMP-forming)
Biological process (GO): cardiolipin biosynthetic process
Cellular component (GO): mitochondrion; membrane
Molecular function (GO): cardiolipin synthase (CMP-forming) activity
Source: RefSeq, a predicted model, not a curated record